GGCUUUUACAGAGGGAGCCUCGCAGCAAACAGCACCUCUGUCCUCUUCUGGGGGGAAGUGAGGGACAGAAGCACUCGCUGCGGCUGCUGCACAUUCCUCAUUUAUGGUGGUGCAAAACCUGUGACAUUAAAACAAACUUUAUGUACUAUUAUAUAUUUUAAAUCUGAUUGGGAAUAACUGGACACAGACUGGAAUUGCAGUUUGCAAAUAAUUGUGGAGAGUUGGGAUUGUAUUACAUGAUUUUGAACAGCUUUUUUUGGAGUUGAUUUGUAAAGUGGCUUCUAGUGUUCACCCUUGUUGGAUCCUAUCUCUCUGUUCAGGAUGCCGGCUGCAGCUGGGGACGGACUGGGCGAUUCCCCCUCCAGGUUCCUGGCUGGAGAGAAACCUCCUAUUCAGCUGGAAGAGACUUUCCUCCCGGCCUGUGUGAGCACCGUGUCCCGGGAGACCCUGCGCACCUUCCAGCACACCAAGCGGGUCGGAAACUACCUCAUAGGCAGGAAGCUGGGAGAGGGCUCUUUUGCUAAAGUCCGGGAGGGAUUGCACGUAGUGUCUGGCGAAAAGGUGGCUGUUAAAGUUAUUGAUAAAAAGAAAGCUAAAAAGGAUACGUAUGUGACAAAGAACCUUCGUAGAGAGGGCCAGAUCCAGCAAAUGAUUAGGCACCCCAACAUUACCCAACUUCUGGAUAUUCUGGAAACUGAGAACAGCUACUACUUAGUAAUGGAGCUUUGCUCUGGUGGUAAUCUCAUGCACAAAAUAUAUGAGCAGAAACGACUAGAGGAGCACGAGGCCCGGAAAUACAUCAGGCAGCUAAUUUUGGCAGUGGAACACCUUCAUCGAGCUGGAGUUGUGCACCGAGAUUUGAAGAUUGAAAAUCUGUUACUGGAUGAGAACAACAACAUCAAGCUCAUCGAUUUUGGAUUAAGCAACUGUGCCAGUAUCCUGGGUUAUACUGAUCCAUUCAGCACACAGUGUGGGAGUCCUGCGUAUGCAGCACCCGAGCUUCUCGCAAGAAAGAAAUAUGGCCCUAAAGUGGAUGUUUGGUCUAUUGGUGUUAAUAUGUACGCUAUGUUGACUGGCACACUGCCGUUCACCGUGGAGCCAUUCAGCCUGCGAGCUUUGUACCAGAAGAUGGUAGACAAAGACAUGAACCCUCUACCCUCCCACCUAUCACCUGCUGCCAUAAAUUUUCUCCGAUGUCUACUGGAGCCAGAUCCCUUAAAGCGGCCAAACAUUCAGCAAGCUCUAGCAAAUCGUUGGCUUAAUGAUAAUUAUCAUGGAAAAGGACUUCACACUUUCACAUACCCCAACAGGAUUCAUCUUGAAGAUCUUAGUCAAAGUGUGGUUCUCCACAUGUCAGAAAAACUGGGAUAUAAACACAGCGAUGUACUUAAUGUAAUUCUCUCCAAUCGAGCUUGUCACACACUGGCUGUCUACUUCCUGUUUAACAGAAAACUGGAGAGAUAUUUAAUCACAAUGCGAAAACCUGACAUAAAUGAUAAUGUUUGCCACAAGAACCAGCUGCACCAAAUGGAAAAAUACAAGAUGAACAAGAACUCGUAUGAGGAAAGAAGAGCUAAAGAUCCCGAAAAGAGAGCGUUUCACCAGCGCGCAUCUCAGAAAAAGACGGACAAGUGCUCACCUUCUCACCGGCAGGUUGUCUGCCCCAUGACACAAGUCCACAACUCUAAACUUCCUUCUAAAGAAAGAAGAUCAUCAAAGUCUGAGCGGGAAUCAGUUGGAGGGUUAAGCCCUUUCCAUGAACCCAGGCUAGCCAAAACAGGAUGUGUAACUUCUUGUUCACUGGAGUAUCUGGAAAUGCAGAGCCCAGAUCCAAGGACCCCAAAGAUUAUGCGACGACAAGAUUCCCACUCUCAAGAAACUGUGAAUGUAAACAUGAAUGCUGGAAGCCGCUUAAGGGACACACACCACAAUGUUGUUCGUUCCUUUGAUUCUGUCAACCGAGAAGACCAAAUUGAAUCUUUAUCCCCCUCUCAUCAGUACAGAGUUUUGGGAUCUCCCAUAUCUUUCUCUCCCAGACAUUCAAGUGAAAGAAUUCUGUCACCAAUAUUUCAGUUUGACAACGCAAAUCCUGUGAAGGGUCUUAGUCAUUCCACACAAGCAUCCUUCACAUACGAAGACAAAAGCAGCCCAUCUAGUUCUGAAUCUAUGUCACCCACAUCUCCUCAUUCCCCAUCUUGUAACAAUAAUACUUCAGAGAAUUUAGGUAGCCCCAACUGUGUUAGAAGCCGAGGUAGAUUCCCCAUGAUGGGAAUCGGACAGAUGUUGCGGAAAAGAAGCCAAGUAGUAUCACCCAAAAUGGAGAAAUUAUUAGAAGCUCGAAUGCCCCAGUUGCACCAAAUGAGCCCGGGAUAUGCCAGCUUUAACUCUACUGAGAUUAAUGGGUUUUGUUAACUUGAUGAUCUUGAAACUAUGCUUUUUAACAGUGGCAUUUUUCUGAGGGCUAACUAAAAAAGGGCUGCAGUGUUACUAUAAUGAGUUUUUGGUUAUGGGAGACGUGAUAAGCCAGCAGUAUGUAAAAUCCUCUUGCAACACUGCAGCAGAAUUGCACUUAUUCUCCACUAAUUGACUGGAGAAAAUCACAUGACUUUCUGGUAUUCUUAUUAAGUUACAGUAGGGAUAUUGUAGACUGUGAACUUUUUGAAGAAAUUUAAGUAAACAAUGAGAAUAUAAGGAAUCAUAACCUGAGGACCCUAAGACUUUGCAGUCUUGCUUCACUGAUCUCAACGAAUAUUUAGAAAAAGGAACUAGGAAUGCCCUGGGAACAGUGUGUAAAUGUUAUGUGUGUCAUUGCAAAAUGAAAAUAAGCAGUAAUAUUAUUUUUUUUUUUUAUUAAGUACUGUACUUUUACAUGUUGAAAACUGUUAUUUUAAAAGCUGCUAUGCGACAAGACCAGUAAAUCGUCACACUUGACCACGUGGUUUUGGGGGCAAAGGUCUUGUUUUAAAUGAUGUUUACGAACAUCUUAUGUUAGGCUCACAUAAAGCUAUGUCUGAGUGUUGAAUUGCAAAAUACACUCUUUAAUGCCUGUGUCACAUAUACAGUUCUAGGGGUAAACUACCAAUAUUUUUAUUUGUUAAAUAACUCAUUAGUUUAUAUAACUCUCUUUAAAGGGCCAUAAUACCCAAAUGUUUAAACACUUGUAAGUGAUGCAGUAUAGCUGUAAAAAGCUGACUAGAAACUAUCACCUGAACAUCUCUAUGUAAAAAAAAGAAAGAUAUUUUACCUCAAAAGUUCCUCAGUAUCCACAUCCCAUUGUAAAGGGCUUCUAAGCAACAAAUCUGUAUGUCUGUCUUGGGACAGCGGAAGGAGCGAGCUUUUGUGCACUCUCAUCUUAUUUCCCUAUUCAGCUUAAGGAAGUUUACAAUGAAAUCUCAUGAGAGUUAAAGGGACAGUCUAGGCCAAAAUAAACUUUCAUGAUUCAGAUAGAGCAUGUAAUUUUAAACAAUUUUCCAAUUUACUUUUAUCACCAAUUUUGCUUUGUUCUCUUGGUAUUCUUAGUUGAAAGUUAACCUAGGAGGUUCAUAUGCUAAUUUCUUAGACCUUGAAGCCCUCCUCUUUCAGAUUGCAUUUUAACAGUUUUUCACCACUAGAGGGUGUUAGUUCACGUAUUUCAUAUAGAUAACCCUGUGCUUGUGCACGAGAAGUUAUCUGGGAGCAGACACUGAUUGGCUAGACUGCAAGUCUGUCAAAAGAACUGAAAAAAGGGGCAGUUUGCAGAGGCUUAGAUACAAGAUAAUCACAGAGGUUAAAAGUAUAUUAUUAUAACUGUGUUGGUUAUGCAAAACUGGGAAAUGGGUAAUAAAGGGAUUAUCUAUCUUUUAAAACAAUACAAAUUCUGGUGUAGACUGUCCCUUUAAGUUAAAUCUCAUGAGAUCACAGUAUAAGAGUUCAUGACCUCAGCACUGUUGAUGCUGAUUGACUGCUGUUCAUUUUUUCAUUUUUAUUUUUUUUUCUACCUGCAGCUGGGCUGCAGCUGAGUAUAACUUUUUACACAGAUCUUACUCUGGUGAGCUGAGGAAAUCGUGAGGUAAAAUAUCUUCCUUUUUUACAUAGAGAUGCUCAGGUGAUAUUUUCCUAUCGGAGUUAUACUGCAUCAGUUUCAAGUGAUUUAGCAUAUGAGUAUUAUGUCCCUUUAAGAGUUACAACUUGAAGCUUAUAGAAUCGAUCAUACCAGUUUUUAUUUAUUUAUUUUUUAAACAAAUCUUUGUUUUGCAGACCAGUUAAAGGCAGCAAACAAACAAAUCUUAUAUAUUGCUGCUAUUAAUUGAGAGAUGUAAUUGCACCCAUAAAGAGCUGAAAUAAAAAUAUGUGGUAAACGUUAGAGAUAUUAACCUAAGAUAAACUCAUGCUUCAAAAUGAGCACUGCUUCAAAAGGUAAAAUAUUAUUACACAAAAAAAAGUUAUGUUGAAGCUGUUUAAACUGAUUUUGAACUUAACAGGAAAUUUAUGUUUGUGUUGAAUCUGUCCUUAGGGGGCACAUUGUUCACCGGGAGAUCAGGACAACUCCCAAACCUCUGAUGGUGAACAGAGACGAACCUCCACAUGCAUGUAAACACUUUGUUUCUGCAGGAGAGCUGCAUAUAUUUUUUUUACAUUUUUUUUUUAAAGUGCUCCUUCAGAUUCAACAAAAUUUUUUAAAAAUCUUAAUGUCCCUUUAAACAAUGUUUUUGAACUAAAUUAAACUAAAUAAACCCCCCCACACACAAAUAUAAUUGAAGAAAUUGAUUUUUUUUUUUAUUAUUCAUGCUUUUUAUAUUUUUUACGUUUCCUUUUUUUUUUAAGCUGUAUAUAUUUGAAAUUAUUUGCUUACAGUUUUAAACAAGGUUUUGAUUAAAAUUGUAGCAUUUCAAGGCAGCUUACAGUGUAUAUUUUUUAUACCGUGUUAGUGCUAGGUUUUUUUUUCCUGUCUUGUGAGCAUGUUUUUUUUUUUUUCUUUCUUUUUUUUUUUUUUUUUUUUUCAAUGAAAUGGAGGGGAGGCUCUGUGACACAGAAAAAGACCUCAUUAAUGUUUGUUCACAUUUUAUGUUACACAGGUCAGUGAGAAUUACUACAUUUUCUUUUUUAUAUAUUGCUGUAGUUCAACAAGAAUUAUGGCUUUGUGAAAGGUUUGCUUUUUUUAUUUUAAAUAAUACUGUGUGUCACUUGUGUUAUUAUCCAUAUGCACAGCUCUCUGAAUCUCCUCUCCAGAUAUGUCAUGGGACUGCUAACCCUAGGUUUGGUCUGAACUCAUCAUUUUCUGUUUGCAUGGACAUAAAUUGUAUGUAUUUCAAUAUCUAACUGCUGUUUAAUGUGAGAUAAUACACAGGCACCCAGACUAAUCUAUAUUGAAAGGUACUCUUUUUACCCUAACAUUCAAUCUGCAUAUAAGCUGUAAAGAAAUGCAUAUAAGCAAUAUGCAAUUAAAAAGAUUGUAGCACAUUUUGCAACAUGAGAUGCGUCAUUAUUUGAGCAUUAUGGCGCUUUGCUUCACUCUGGCAAUGAAGUUAAAGUAGGGAGUACCUAGUCAAUAUGUAAAUCUUAUAAACAAAAGUCUUAUCAUUCAAGCAUUCAGAACACACACCUUUUAGCACAUUGCAGGGAAAGCAGCUGGAAUAUAUUAUGCUGAGUGUUUGGGAUACUAAUAAUACUCUGUUAUGCAUCUCUUACAUGCGCAAUCAGUAAGGCAUUCUUACUCUUUUAGGACAGAACUGUCAGCUGUUUUUGUGAAAUGAGGAACCUUAUUUCUUACUCUGAACCAAAGAAUGUUGUAGAAAAUUGUCAGUAACUUAGAAUGUGAACCUGUUACGUAAAUCUAAACUUAUUUCUUAUUGUAUAACAUUUUCAAACUUUUGCUGAGGAUGUAGCAAAAAUACAAUUUCUUUGAUAAAUUUGCUAUCCUUACAUUGCCUGUUUCCUUCUGUAAUAUGUAUGUUUAUACAGCAUUUAAGCUGUUUGACCCUCUGAUUAUUUAAUUCACAAGAGGUUUUUUGACUGUAAUUGAGCUGUUUUCAUAAAAUCACAUUUUCUUUACAAAAA
This is a messenger RNA of Bombina bombina (fire-bellied toad), 6036 nucleotides long. RefSeq names its product hormonally up-regulated Neu-associated kinase (gene HUNK). Lineage: Eukaryota; Metazoa; Chordata; Amphibia; Anura; Bombinatoridae. Gene Ontology annotation, molecular function: protein serine/threonine kinase activity; ATP binding. The transcript has 10 exons. Gene Ontology annotation, cellular component: cytoplasm. Gene Ontology annotation, biological process: intracellular signal transduction; protein phosphorylation. The record is from RefSeq and is a predicted model, not a curated record. Bases 322 to 2412 code for a protein of 696 amino acids.